Alligator sinensis (Chinese alligator) is the source of this 5064-nucleotide messenger RNA. It is a transcript of the gene ZNF648, whose product is annotated as zinc finger protein 648. Gene Ontology annotation, molecular function: DNA-binding transcription factor activity; RNA polymerase II cis-regulatory region sequence-specific DNA binding. The transcript is spliced from 3 exons. The coding region runs from base 330 to 2867 and encodes 845 amino acids. Gene Ontology annotation, biological process: regulation of transcription by RNA polymerase II. Lineage: Eukaryota; Metazoa; Chordata; Crocodylia; Alligatoridae. The record is from RefSeq and is a predicted model, not a curated record.
GCGUUGGCCACGCGCGUUGUCGCUGCCCGAUGGCUCCCCGGGGCUGCUGGCCGCUCGGCGCCUGGGUUCUGAGCUGCGUGGAGCAGUGAGGCUCAAGGCCCGAGGAAGGAUGGCUGGGAAGAGGGGUAGACUCCCGAAAGGAAGGCUCCUCAUUUGUUUUGAGAGAGACGUUCAUCUUGUGCUCGCGGCUUUGUUUUCAGGCAUCAGGAGGUGCUAGGAAUCAUGGGCAGCCGGCACAGGUGACCAUUCAUGCCCGACAGCCCUGAAAGUGUGUCCUGCCCCAGUCAAGAAGAGCAGGAUCAGCCAGAUCAGGAAGCAGCCGCUGGCAGAUGGCCGUGGAGAUCAUCAGCCAUGCAGGCUGUGCCACGCCUUCCCGGGAGAGUCUGGAGCACAGCAUGAUCCUGGACAGCCCUACAGAGCGUGGCCAAAGCAGGGCAGAGCUUGGGAGGGUCCUUGCUGACCUAGCAGCAGUGGCAGAAAUCGGUAACCUUGGCCCUGCGCUGAGGGACCACGAGCCCACGGAAGGCCCUGGUGCCAAUGCCAUGGCCUUGAUUUGCGGGGACUGCGGCAAGAGCUUUGCUAGGAAGUCGGACUUCAAAGUACACCAGCGAAUCCACACAGGGGAGAGACCCUACACAUGCUCCUACUGCAGCAAGGGCUUCUACCAGGCCUCCAUGGUUCGGCGGCAUGAGCGCACGCACACCGGCGAGAAGCCGUACCGCUGCUCCGUGUGUGACAAGUCGUUUGCCCGCUCCACCUCGCUGCUGAUCCACCAGAACACGCACACCGGCGACCGGCCUUACGAGUGCCCCUUCUGUGAGAAGACCUUCUCCGACCCCUCCACCCUUCUCCAGCACCGCAAGAUGCAUAUGGGCCUCAAGCCCUUCCACUGCGGGAUCUGCAACAAGUCCUUUAGCCAGUCAUCCAGCUUCACCUUCCACCGGGCCACACACACCAACGAUCGCCCUUUCGUCUGUGCCGAUUGUGGCAAGGCCUUCAUCCGCUCCACAGCCUUGCUUAAGCACCGCCAGACCCACGUCCAGAAGUCUUUUCGCUGCGGGGAAUGCAGCAAGGUCUUCCCGAAGCUCUCAGGCCUCCGCUCCCACCAGCGUAUGCAUGCCCAAGGCCGACGGAUAGAGAUGGAGCUGAGGGAGAACAAGCGGAGGUGCUGGGAGGACAGGCGAGAUGUUGUAAAGCUGGGGUUCCCUGCCCCAGAUCCUCUGCCUCAAGACUGUCCCCUCCUGAACUUGGCUCCGCAGGAAGAAUCCAAUGAGGAAUACCCUUGCAGCAGUUUGGCUCAGGGAUCCUAUGAGGACAGGAAGAGGAGCAUGCACCUGCCACAUGGAAAUGAGGAUGAAGGUAGUGAGGAGGAUGAAGAAGCUGAGGAAAGCCACAGUGGCUAUUUUGGGGAUGGCUUGCGGGAGGACUGUGAAAGACUAGAUCUGGUGUCUAGCAGCUCUGCACUUGGGGAGAACAUGCCAGAGGACCUGUUAUGCAAGGAAGAUGAAGUCUUCUAUGAGACUUUCACGCUCAUCAAUGCCAAUGGCGUGGCCAAGCAGCUGAACAUGAAGGUCAGUCUUCGCACCCAGAGUGAGGAGGAUGGCGAGCAAACUGACAGUGACUUUGAUCCCUCUGGGGACAGCCUGUCUUGCAAUGGCACAGAAAGCAUUCAGACCUACACACGCAGGAAAGCCGAGGCGGGGGCAUUCCCAGGAAACCUGGGUGUAGACUCCAGCAAGCCGGGGGGCAGCAAAGACCUUUCCCUGAAAGGCAGGAGAACAGUGAAGCGGCUGCCCCUGAAAGCCACCAAAAAGCUGGGCGAGGUGGCAGGCAGUGUCGGGGCCCUGAAAGCAGAUGCGAUGAGGCGGAUCCGGAUGGCAACCCAAGUGACAGGCAGUGAGGCAGAUGAGCGGCCUUACAAGUGUGUGCAGUGUGGGCGGGCCUUUAAGAAAUCCAGCAACCUGCUGAGCCACAUCGAUACCCACAGUGGGGCCAAGCCAUAUGCCUGCGAGCUGUGUGGCAAGGCCUACUCCCACCAGGGCACACUGCAGCAGCACCGGCGGCUGCACACAGGUGAGCGCCCCUACAAGUGCCCCUUCUGCAUCAAGGCCUACACCUGGUCCUCAGACUACCGCAAGCACAUCCGCACGCACACAGGCGAGAAGCCCUACCAGUGCCUGGACUGUGAGAAGGCCUUUGUGCGCUCUUCUGACCUGCGCAAGCACCAGCGCAACAUGCACAGCAAUGACAAGCCCUUCCCCUGCCCAGACUGUGGCAAGACCUUCAACAAGCCACUGUCCCUGCUGCGCCACCAGCGCACCCACCUGGGUGAGAAACCCUUCCCAUGCCCCGACUGUGGCAAGGAGUUCGCCGUGGCCAGUCGCAUGGUGGAGCACCAGCGGGUCCACACUGGUGAGCGCCCCUUCUCCUGCUCUGUCUGCGGCAAGGCCUUCACCAAGUCCUCCAAUCUCUUCGAGCACCAGACGCUGCACACAGGCCAGCGUCCUUUCAAGUGCUCUGAGUGUGGCAUGGCCUUCGCCCAGUCCUCCCGCCUCAUCCGCCACCAGCGUAUCCAUACUGGGGAGCGUCCCUUUUCCUGUGGCCAGUGCGGCCAGGCCUUCGCCCGCUCCUCCACUCUCAAGCGGCACCAGCAAAUCCAUAGCGGGGAGAAAACCUACUUGUGCUCGGACUGUGGCAAGGCCUUCCGGCACGCCUCCCAGCUCACCCAGCAUGCGCGGGUGCACACAGGCGAGAGGCCCUACAGAUGCUCCCAGUGCAGCAAGGCCUUCACCCAGUCCACCCACCUUGUCCGCCACCAGGCCAAGCAUGGCAUCGGGAAAGGGGAGCCAUUCUCCUCCAAUGAAUGAGCCUCUUUCCUCUGGAGGGGAGGUGGGGGCAGCACCCCUCCUCCCCCAUCUGCACAAGAAGGCUGGCUCCCUGUCAGCAGGAUUAGCCUCUCCCCCUACUAGAGAAGCACUUUGCUUUGGACACUACUUUCUCUCUCUCCUGAUUGCUUGGAGGGGUCUCAGCCUUUCCCACUGAACCCCAUGAAACUGGGGCACAGAUGGGAAGGCAAGCCAGUGCAGCUCCUGGUCAACCAGGCUUUGGAGACUCAUUCUUCCUCCUCUUUUAGGGCAGCAGAUAAGCCAGGGAGCAAUAAGUAUCAGCAUAAAAUAAAGCUUCUUGAAAUAGGCUCUCUCCCAAUGCAGGGCUGAAAACCACAAAAAUGAGCUGAACCAGGCAGAGAGAAAUAGGAGAGUGAACCGUGUACAGCAGUAUAGAUCAGGGGUUGUUCUCAAAAGGAGCUGCUCGCUAACCAGAAAAUGUGUUUUCACCAAUGCACAGGAAAAGAGCCCAAUCAAAGCUACAUUUGCCUACCUGUAAUAGGGGCAGGGGAGUAAGGAGAGCAAUUACGAAGAAUGUUUACACCUUAUUCAUCUGUCCAGUCAUGCAAUUCAGUUCUCUGCCAAGAUCUCCCUGAUGGGCAAGGGCUGAGAACCCAUCACCCACUGACUGAUAUGCCACAAACCUGUUUUUCUUCCAGAGGAUCUCAUGCCCAUUCCUCUGUACCCCCAAAUGUAGGCCUAUUCUGAAAACUGACUAGAUAAGAAAAAGGCAGUGCUACUCCUUUUGUGUUGAUUUAGAACUGCAUCUGCAGACUUCAGUGACAAAACAGCACUUUUUUUGCACCUGUUUGCCCUCCAGACCAGCUCAGUUAAGGAAGUGUGAACUGUAGUCUAUCAUAGCUCAUGCUUCGCUAGCAGAAUUAUUUAAUGAGGGCUAGUCUAUAUGCAGAGAUUGCACAGAUUUCACUGACUUAAUUUAAACAAACAAACAAACCAGUUAAAGUGAUGAGUAGGCAAGAUCUAAAUUCACCAGUGAAAGGCCCGGGAAAGAAAUGGACUAGAACAAGGAUUACUUGGGUCACAUUUCAUGGCCAAAAUCUUUGUUACUGUUGAUUACUGGCAAAAACGCACAAGAAGAGAAAAAAAUGUUCUGAACACUGAGAGCCCAGGUGAUGUCUACAAGGCCACAACUACAAAAUACAACACUUUUAGUUAAGCACACUGCACACGGAAUUCACCAACAGACUAUAAACAAGGAAUCUCAUACUGUCGUUUUUGGAGAGAGACUUUUCAAAGCAGAAUUGCACUUUGCAAUGUUGUUAUAGAGAUAUGUUCCUUAAGAUGUCCCAGUGUACAACUUCUUGAUAUAAGCAGCUUUCCAGAUACCUGACAGAUGGUGCCAUUUACAAAUAUGAAAUUUCAAAUGCAAAAGUAUAUGGUACAUAUGUAUUAUUAUAGGAUAAUUAUAAACUAAAGCACUGACAACAUUAUGAUCUUACCAGUCUGUUGUUAAAAAAAGGAAAGGAAAGGAAAGGAAGGGGAAGGGGAAGGGAAAAAUAAAGAAAAGGGAGGCAGAGGGAAGAAAGUACUAUUUGUAGCUGUGCUGACUCCAGCUGGGUGAAUAAUUGAUAUGUUCCCUGAUGCUUUAUACAACAAUUUUCUAGUGAAAGCAGAGAUAUUUGGUGGCAAAUACAGACUUGGCCAAUUUCUGGAAUUAAUAGCACAGGAUCAGACACCAGAUUAACCGAAGACAGCUCUAUCAGUGAUAUGAGUCAGCAACCUCCCACUGCUCAGUUCUGCAUGUGCAGUAUUCAUAAUUCCUCGUGUUUCUCCUUUCAUAACAUGUAUGUCCCAAGGCUCUUACCUGCAACAGCAAUCCCAAAUAAGCAGUCGUAGCUUCCUGACUAAGCUGAUGUCUCAAGUCCCCUCUCCAGACUGGUUUGAAUUCUGCCAGUUUAACUUCACAACCAGAAAAAGACUCUAAUAUCAAGUUGACUUUGACUCUGCUUAAUUAGGUACCAAUUAGGGCUGUGCAAAAUGGCAGUGUUCUGUUUCGACCAGUGUUUCGAUGGAACAGCGUUUCGUUUCAAUUUUGUUUCGAUUUGAAACAGCUGUUCCGUUCUGUUCUGUUCUGUUCUGGUCAAAACAGGGUCGAAACGGCGAAACUGUUUAGAUGUUUCACCCAUAGGAUAUAAUGGGGAAGGACAAAACAGCCUAU